UUGACUUCGAGCAGUGAACGACGUGACCAGUGCUCAGAAAUUCUGAGCUAAGAAACGAAACAAUUUGGUGUCGUAUGGUUAUGUUUUGCAUUCCGUUCAAACUCGUCAGUCAACCGGUAUCGAGAUCAGCAGUCUUGGCUCUCCCAUUCUAUGGCUCUCCGUAGUCCGUACUCCACGCAGAAUAUGUGAUGCUGUGCGUGUCUGCUGAUUGCAAACAAACUCUCGUGAGUGCAGCCGUACGUCGCGCCUCUUAUCAUGUGAGCAUGCUCAGUGAAAUGCAGAAAUGGCAGAUCGGCUCUCGGGAGUUGCUAUAAUUAUCUGUAUUGCACUAGGUGUCCUGACCUUCCUCCUCCUGUUUAUAUUCGCGAAGAGGCAGAUAAUGCGAUUCACCCUCAAGUCAAAGCACAGCCCUCACGUGCCUAUUGGCCAUGGUGUGUCCAAGUCGCUGAAAGAUGAAGUUGAUAGACGGCUGCUAAUUAUCAAAGACGUAGCAUACGAGCCUACACUUCUCAAGCCAAACGAGUGCCUUUCUUCCGAUAGCGACUUGUCCCAAGUGCAACCGCAGCAUUUGCUUCGUAUGGGUGUUGUGGACAAGCUUUCGGAACUAGAGGAGCACCUUGGAGGAAUUGACAAGACACGGGUCCGCAAACCAGGCCAAGAUGUUCGAGUUUUCCUUCUGCGUCAAGUUCAUGGAGGACCGUUCGCAAACUGUGAUCCUCGCAUCAUACACAAGUUUCUGGACUUGUACGAACAUGCUCGACACAGUCCGAAGGAGUUCACACACGAACACUACCUUGCAUUCAUGGACAUCCUAGAGCAGCUGAAGUCAAGCCUACCCUCUCGGGAAAAGACCACACCUCGGCGCAAGGAUGCGACGCAGCCACACAAGAGUAGCGAGUCUCCAAAUGUCAACUUCUUGUCUUCUACAAUGACUCUUCCAUUGCCAGAUGCCAUCCUUCCAGGCAACAAUGGGAGGUCAGCAACUGAGCCACUAGCUAGCUGCCGACCAUCUACUCUUGCAUCUGUGGAAGAUGAUAACGGCAGAGAUGCUGCUCUGGAAACUUCAGUCUAAGUGUUGUGCUUCACUGUGCAUCGACCUCUAUAAGUGUCAGCAUCUGUGCUGUUACUCUUGUCUUCAUAGUUCCAUGGUUGGGAUUUAUGAGCAAAGCGGUUUGAAGUCAUAGGACUAUUGCCCUGAUGUUUUUUUCCCCACAGACUCUGGUGGGCUGGUGUAAAAUAACAUUAAAAAAGGAGUCAUGCUGUA
Messenger RNA from Dermacentor silvarum, 1264 nucleotides. Its product is annotated as protein C1orf43 homolog. The coding region runs from base 284 to 1072 and encodes 262 amino acids. The record is from RefSeq and is a predicted model, not a curated record. Lineage: Eukaryota; Metazoa; Arthropoda; Arachnida; Ixodida; Ixodidae. The transcript has 7 exons.